GCUUGGCGAUCCCAGCGCCACCGCUAUUUGCACACCCCAUCAUUGUGUCGCCCAUUUUGCCGACUUCAGUUGCCUACUGACUCUGUGAGAGAGAAGGUCGUUUCGAAACGCUUCUCAAGACCAAGAACAACUCAAAACAUUUCCCGAGAAGAAAGGAAACAUUUUUCGGCUUCUACCAACUUUUGUUUUUUUUGAUUUCCUCCUUUUUUUUUUCGUUUUGUGUGUUUAAAAGGCAAAAGAAAUUUAGUCUGUGGAUUAAUUUCAACAUAACAUCUAGUGAUACUGUGUUCAUCGUUUUUCGUGUUUCAAGUGUGUCCAACGCAGAAAAUUCGUGUCUUCUUUUUUUUGUUCUUCUAUUGUGUUUGUGGUUCCCAGAAAAAAAAAGUUCUUUUUUUCUGUCCUCGAGACACACGUACUACACACCCUCGACUCUCCAUCCCCCGCCAUAGGCCCCCAUUUUUCGUGCUGUCUGGCAGCCAUUUGUAAAAGAAAGAAAAAGAAGGGCCCCCAACGAGAAACGGAGAGAAAAGAAGCUCCCUAGGCACAUUGGGGGAGAGAGGACUGGCAUUUUAGCCUCGACAUACACAAUACACAAUGUCGGCUUUGUGUGCGUUUCCUCCAUUAAUUCCGGCCGGCGGAGGUGUUUAUUCAGCCGGUUACAUGGCUGACGUCAGCAGCAGCAAUUCGAAUCGCAGCAGCUCUUUCUCUGCUUAUUCCAACGCGAUGGCGACAUCACAACAGUCUCGAAUCUCUUCGGCAUCUAUUCCGGCUUACGGAAGCACUUUUGGUGCCUUUCACCAGCAACCAACAACGGCCGUUGGCGCUGGCAAAUCGACCGUCAUGAAAAUGACUCAACCCGAAUCCGCUUGGUCGUCACGAACAACGUCAUCAACGACAGUGGAUGUGCCUCCGGCUGCCAAACGACGAUGCACCGAUAAGAUGCGUUCGACGACGGCAGCAGUCUGGUCUGAUCAACACGCUCAAAUUUGGCCGUCGUCAGCCUCGUCCAUUCCGUCCAGUGUUUGCCCGUCUGGUUGCACCAUGUGUCACAUGCAACAGCAGCAGCAGCAACAACAACAACAUUAUCCGUCGUUGAAUGGAUUCCAACAGGCGUACGAUUGCAGACGGCCAUUGCAAGAGAAACAUCAGAAUCGCGAGGAAUCGUUAGUGGCCAGCAACAUGGCGGCCGUUGGCCAUUUGAAAUCUGCAAUGAAAUCAGCUGAUACGACGACCACCGUGCGGAUGCCAAAUGUCAAUCGGAGCCUGUCGGUGGAUCCGAAGAAGGAUUAUUCGGCGCCGUUGCACGUUGAUUGCAGCGUUGAAUACGACUUGCCACGGAUCGUGCGUCCGCCACCCGGCGCCCAGCCGCUCCUGAUCCUCGCUCCUCCUCGUCCGUCUGCUGUGACGUCGUUGGCCACGCCUACUGUUGGCUAUCAUCCGUCGACGUGGACGACGACGGCCAACUCGCUGUCCCAUCCGCCCCAGUGGAAUCACCAACAGCAGGGGGUAGGCACUCGUAUCAAAAGUGACAAGCCAUCCGCCGCAUCCGUCAAGACUCAUCCGGCAGCCAUUCAGCAACAACAGAAACUCAACUCUACGAUUUCAGGUGCCAUCCGGAAUUCCACCGGUGGAGGAGUUCCAUGCGGAUGCCCGUCUUGUUGUUUGGCGGCUCGUCCCGGUCCUCCUCCCAAUGUUUAUGCGGGGCCAACGGGCGGCGGCGGCGGCGCGGGUUGGAUGAACCAACAUUGGAGUCCUCCGGCCGGCGCCACCGCCUCUUCCGCCGGAUUCAAUUACGCCCCACCACAACAGCAACAACAGCAGCAACAACAACAACAACAGCCCACUUACCAGAUGGCCGCUUUUCACAAUAUCGAUCCGCAACAGCAACAACCGCAACCGCAGACGGUGAUCAAUAGGCGCCGGAAGCGUUCACCCGAAGUGAUUCCAUCGUCUGGUGGUGGCAUGUCUACCACGUCCGAUAAAAUGCAGCGACUCUAUUCGACGGCCCAAUGGAUGCCGAAUCCAUCGUCGAUUCAGGCCGCGGCCGAAGCGGCUUUUGUGGCCGCUGCAGCCGCUGCUGCGGCCGCCGCAAGUCACCGUUACGUCACGUCCUCACCAGCCUGGAUGCAUGCAUCCGCUCAGCCUCUCAAGUUUCACUGCUGAAAAAACAACAAUGUUUUGAUGGAAUCGCCAUUCCCUUUUUUUCACCCGACCAUAUUUUUUUUUCUUUUGUUAGGCGGCCGCCAUGUUUUUUUUUUCUUUGUCAGCGACGUUUUUCCUCAGAAAACAAAACAAAAAAAAAAUAGUUUUUUUUUUUUCAAAAUCAAAGGCUGAUUACUGUGUUAGUUGGUUUCUCUUUCAAUGUGAUGCUUAUUCCGUUUUUUUUUUCAUUCUUUUUUUUCAAAACUUUUUAAUUCCUUGAAACACGCCCCGUUUUACCCAAACACUUCGGAUUCCCGCAUCAGUUUUUUUUUUUAAAUAUGUGUGUUUGUGCGUGUGUGUGUUAUCCUUGUCGUCCAUCAGCAAUCCAGCGUCAUCGAAUCAUCCUACCCUCAUUUUUUUUUUUUUUUUUUAAAGAACCCAUAUUUUUUUUUUCUCUCGUGUGUUUUAUCGUCCACUAGUUUGUGAGGGUAGGAAUCAAGAGGAAAAUUUUGUUUUUGGAUUUUCGGCGCUGGAUUUGUCAUUUUCAUUCACGAAAAAAAAAAAAAGAAGUGGGAGAAAACGACAACAUUCUUUUUCCGUUUCCCUGUUUUGUGUGUGUAUGAAACGAAACAAGCGAAAAUCCCUUUCCGGCUUGUGUCCGAUUGUUAUAGGCUCAUUUGUCAACGCGAAAAUGGCGGCCUACACACACACACGACAGACGUGAAACUCUAAAAAAAAAAAAAAAAAAAAGGGAAAAAAAAAACUUUAUAUCUCUGACGUGCCUCUUCUAUACAUAACAUACUACAAUUUUUACCACAUAGGUCUAUAUAUACAUAAAUAUAUAUAUCUAUAUAUCUAUUUUCGAAUGUUUUCAAAAAAAAGGAAACCCAUUUUUAGUCGAGUUGUAAAAACUGGAGAAAAAAAAACAAAUUUGGACGACUCGUUUCUUUUUUCCCCGUCGUUGUUUCUCAUUUCCUUGUCGUCAUCCUACUUUCCACCCCACGUUUUUUUUUUUUUGUCUUUUGAUUCACGCAUAUUUAUGAGUUUGAAUGUUGCAUAGGAAAACGCGGGCUGGCAUUCAGCUACGCUGUCUUUUUUUUUUCCCCGUGUGUGUGUGUGACUUUUUGUGUGUGUAUGACGAAAAAAUAAUUUUUUUUUUUUUUUCGGAUCCUUUUGCUAGUCCUUUGAAUUUUACACGCCAUCUUUUCUCACCUGGAAUGAGGAGGGAUGCACCCCCCCAUGUUAUUUUCUGAUGUCACACGCGUUUUCUUCUUUCCCUCUUUUUUAUUGUUUGAUCCUCAGGGGCCGUGUAUUUUUGGAUGUGUUCGGUCGUCUUUUUUUUUUUUGUUUUUUUAAUGCGAUUGCAGUAUUCGUUUUUGUUUUUUUUUGACGAAGACAGUCUUCCUGUUCGAUCAGUUGAACCUCCUUGUAUGUUUUCCCUUUUUCUUUUUUGAAAUGUAGGAGAUGCAAAAAAAAUUGACAACAGAAAAAGAAAAAUGGGUUCAUCGAACGUGCGGGCAAAGUCACGUGACUAGUCGCAUUUCCCCUCCCCCUUUCCUUAAACGGAACACACACACACACACACACGCUGGAAAAAAAAAGUCUUUUACACACGGAAAUGGAGGGAAAUAUUUUUAGCCUUUAAAUAUAAAAGAAAUUCCUAAAAAUUAACAAAAAAAAUAUAAUUUUUUCUUUUUUUCUGAUAUGGUCACGAUGGAUUUUGCUCCUUUCCGAUACAUCAUUUUCAAUAGCGCUUAUAUUUUCAUUUGUCCCCCCCCCUCUCUCUGUGUCGUUGUAAAAUCAAUCAAUUUGUGCUUGUAACUGUGAUAUAUUAAAAAAGAAAGAAUUGAUCGAGUUUUUUUUUUUUGCUGGAUUGGCCCCCCCCCUCCCUCAUCUCUUGUGUGUGUGUGUGUGUGUAUGUGAAUUAAACAAAAAACACUACAUCUUUAAUAUGGAUCAUACACGAUUAUUUUUCAUGUCAA
Molecule: messenger RNA, 4124 nt
Organism: Daphnia carinata
Lineage: Eukaryota; Metazoa; Arthropoda; Branchiopoda; Diplostraca; Daphniidae
Product: centrosomal and chromosomal factor-like
Exons: 2
Coding region: 595-2163 (522 amino acids)
Source: RefSeq, a predicted model, not a curated record